GUUGCAUCGGUGAAGGCUAGCAUAGCAACGUAAAAACAUAGACACCCAACACACAAACCAAACCUUUUUUUCUCGGUUACUCCGCCGCUUCCGUCUUUUUCUUCAUCCCACUCUUUCUUCCUCUUCUUAUUUAUAUUUUUCGUUUCACUCCAACGGCCCUGUCCUUGCUCACUUUUUUCUAACUUCGAUCUCUUCGCUCUUUCAUUCAUUCAUUCAUUCCAUAUUUCCAUGGCCACCCUUUUCCACCCUCCUCUCACCGCAUUUCCCACCUCCAACAAACUCCACCUCCCAUCACCCAUCUCAGCGAGGAAAGGGCAAAUCUUUGUUGUCAGAUCUGAUGCGGGGAUGAACCAUCUCCUCUCAAGAGGAGGUCACAAGUCUCGGACCCAGAAGCUGCUUACUAAUGCAGUCGCGACUAAGGCAGAUAGUUCUACAUCAUCAAAAACCGGGCAUGAACUUCUCCUCUUUGAGGCCCUACGUGAAGGUUUGGAAGAAGAGAUGGAGAGGGAUCCUCGUGUAUGCGUCAUGGGUGAGGAUGUCGGUCAUUAUGGUGGAUCUUACAAAGUGACCAAGGGCCUAGCACCUAAGUUUGGGGACCUCAGGGUUUUGGACACCCCUAUUGCUGAGAAUGCCUUCACAGGCAUGGGCAUUGGAGCUGCCAUGACUGGUCUGAGGCCAAUUGUUGAGGGCAUGAACAUGGGUUUUCUACUUCUGGCAUUCAACCAGAUCUCCAACAACUGUGGCAUGCUCCAUUACACGUCUGGAGGUCAGUUUAAAAUACCAAUUGUUAUCCGCGGACCCGGUGGAGUUGGGCGGCAACUAGGGGCCGAGCACUCACAGCGACUUGAGUCAUAUUUUCAGUCAAUCCCUGGAAUCCAGAUGGUUGCCUGCUCAACUCCUUACAAUGCCAAGGGGUUGAUGAAAGCUGCUAUCAGAAGCGAGAACCCUGUGAUACUUUUUGAGCAUGUGUUGCUUUAUAACCUCAAGGAGAGAAUUCCCGAUGAGGAGUAUGUAUUAUCACUUGAAGAAGCUGAGAUGGUUAGGCCUGGGGAACAUGUCACAAUUUUAACCUAUUCCAGAAUGAGGUAUCAUGUCAUGCAAGCUGCCAAGACAUUGGUGAACAAAGGGUACGAUCCUGAAGUAAUUGACAUAAGAUCUUUGAAACCAUUUGACCUUUACACAAUUGGAAAUUCAGUGAAGAAAACUCAUCGCGUGUUAAUUGUUGAAGAGUGUAUGCGCACAGGUGGAAUUGGUGCCAGUCUGACAGCUGCUAUUACUGAAAAUUUCAAUGAUUAUUUGGAUGCUCCUAUUAUAUGUUUAUCCUCUCAGGAUGUGCCAACGCCAUAUGCAGGGACAUUGGAGGAAUGGACUGUGGUUCAACCUACUCAGAUUGUCGCAGCAGUCGAGCAGCUCUGCCAGUAAUUGAUGAAAAAACAGUCCCAGAUAUUAAGGUUUUGGUAAAGCUAUAGCUAGAACCUGCUUUACGAAUUUCCCAUUUCCUUUUUUAUUUCUCUUCCAAGUGCCCCCAUGACCUAAACCUUUUUUAUUUAAUUUUGGAUAAGCUUUUGUAUUUUUUUUCAUAAAACAUUUACAAUUCUCAUCCAAUCUAGUUCAUCUGCAUCAUUAUAGUGGUUACGAUCGUUAGGCCAAGAACUCUCGUAUUUGUAGUAUGUGUUGAACCGACCAUAAAUUCUUAUUGUAGGCCUAUUUUGUAAGAGUGACAUUAUUCAUACAACAUACUUUUGAAAUUUUUCUCUCA
Messenger RNA from Vigna radiata var. radiata (mung bean), 1759 nucleotides. RefSeq names its product pyruvate dehydrogenase E1 component subunit beta-3, chloroplastic. Lineage: Eukaryota; Viridiplantae; Streptophyta; Magnoliopsida; Fabales; Fabaceae. Gene Ontology annotation, biological process: pyruvate decarboxylation to acetyl-CoA. The record is from RefSeq and is a predicted model, not a curated record. Bases 229 to 1422 code for a protein of 397 amino acids. The transcript has 4 exons. Gene Ontology annotation, molecular function: pyruvate dehydrogenase (acetyl-transferring) activity.